AUGGGUUCAAACAUAUUGCGAAACUGGUUCGUGCCCAAGGAUGGCAUCAACCGCCAGGUCAUCUCUGCAGACAUACAGAAGUAUCUAGGCAACGAUGCAACAGUCCGUCCUGGCAAAGACAAAGAGAUCGAGGGCUACUGGAUCAAAGCAUACAGAAACCUCACUUCAGUACGUGUCUUUGCCGCGACUCUCCUGUCGCACUUGCUAACCUCGAUCCAGGAAAUGAUCAACGAUCUUCGAACGGCCUCGAUCAAGUGGGAGCAGGAGCAGCGCUCCGGUCGUCGAGGAAUGAACUACGAAGAGUCGCACACAUACAGACAGGCUACAAAUACCGGAGCUAACGGUACUGGUCCCUAUCGCGCCGGCACCAACUCGCCCCAGCUUUCUGGUGACGGCUACCUUCCNCCCAAUGGUCAUGUUCCACACCCUGCUGCCUCAAGGAUGCCUGUUCCGGACAUGACUUCCUAUGAUGAUCCCAGACGGAUGUAUGCUCCUCCCCAUUCCGCGGCCCCCGUUACCUCUGCCUUUGGAGAACCUCCUUCCAUGUAUGCUUCGCACCAACCCAGGCCGUCAGCCAAUGGAUAUGGUCCCUCAGGAGAUUUCUACAACGGCCACACUGGAUAUGCUCAUGAUGCUGCUCCCCCGCCCCAUGUCAGAGGCCCNCCUCAGUACCCUCCCCAGUACCCCACAGGGCAUAGAGAUCCCAGGGAUGAUCCCAGAUAUGCUCCGGAAUAUCAGGACCAGAUGAGAUACACUAACUACCCUCCGGUAUCUGUCGCACCAACCGGAGCCCCAAGUCCACAGACCACAAGGUCGGAUCAUUAUAUGACCACGACCACCACGCGCGGACUGACCCCACCUAGUAACUACCCUCCGCCUCGCAUGCCACAGUACGACUCGUAUGGACGNCCCCUAUCUCGCCUCGACGCCCAUGCCUGA
This is a messenger RNA of Aureobasidium vineae, 939 nucleotides long. The record is from the annotation of a GenBank genome assembly. Lineage: Eukaryota; Fungi; Ascomycota; Dothideomycetes; Dothideales; Saccotheciaceae.